AUGGUUAAUAAGUUAGCAAAGCUGUAUGGCGAUCCGAUAGUGUUUGAUUCACCAUCACAGUACACUUGCGUGCUAGAAAAGUAUCCGGAAUUGGGCUAUGCUUUUCCAACCCUACCUCAACUGACAGCCGUUCAGGAUGAACUCACAGCUUCUAUGUUUAGUGAGACCGUCCGGAAGCUGGGCAAGAUGCCUGCGAACACUCUUGAGGAUCUCGCGCGUCUUCCAUGUGAUGAAAUUCGAAAGGCACUUCGCGGAUUUUCUGGAGUGGGACCCAAGGUCGCUGAAUGUGUAGCGUUAAUGGCAAUGGGACAAAACCAGUGCGUCCCCAUUGAUCGUCAUGUUUUCGAGAUCACCAAAAGGUAUUUUCUGCCACAUUUGAAGGAAUCCGCGCUAACCGAAAACCUCAACCGCCGCCUCAUGCAAUUUUAUGAAGAAAAAUUUGGAGCUUAUGCGGGUUGGGCCCAGGCAGUGCUGUUCAACCAACAACUCGAGAAGUUUAUACGAGAUCCCGUUGCAACAGUCAAGUCUAAGCGUCUCAAAAGUGUCACUGUUGCCAAAAUCACCAAGAAAAAAGUGAAG
This is a messenger RNA of Cylicostephanus goldi, 579 nucleotides long. Lineage: Eukaryota; Metazoa; Nematoda; Chromadorea; Rhabditida; Strongylidae. The record is from the annotation of a GenBank genome assembly.